AAUGACGUAACCCUUCCCGGGACUUGACAGUUCGCUGUUGCAAGUCACAGAAAGAUAGAGGAAGAGGGGGGGGACCGGUUAGUUAGAUAUUUACAGUGAUCACCUGUUAAUUCGCUUUAGAUUUGCGGCCGUAUCAAUUGUCUGAUUUGAAAACGUCUGUUCCAACGAACGUAUUUUGCGUUAUUCCCGAUUUGGCUAACCAGCUGGCUAAUGUUAGCUUUUUCCUGGUUGGAGUCGCAGCCAUUUUGGAUUUUUACCGACAACGAACAACUGCCGGUCGUGGUUUUCGGGAGCACAGCAAGCUAGCCAGGGCUUCCGCUUCCAUAUCUGAACACCGCUGUUUAUCUGCAGACGGGGGGAAAGGAGACGUUUGCCGAGAGGGGAUACACAUACAACGAGUCAACAAUGAAUCCCGAAUAUGACUAUUUAUUCAAGCUGCUCCUGAUUGGGGACUCUGGUGUUGGAAAGUCUUGCCUUCUACUCAGAUUUGCAGAUGACACUUACACAGAAAGUUACAUUAGCACUAUUGGCGUGGACUUCAAAAUACGAACCAUAGAACUAGAUGGGAAGACCAUUAAACUUCAAAUUUGGGACACAGCGGGUCAGGAGAGGUUUCGUACCAUCACAUCCAGCUACUACAGAGGUGCUCAUGGUAUCAUCGUAGUGUACGAUGUCACAGACCAGGAGUCCUUCAACAAUGUCAAACAGUGGCUACAGGAGAUUGACCGCUACGCCAGUGAAAAUGUCAACAAGCUUUUGGUUGGGAACAAGUGCGACCUGACGACGAAGAAGGUGGUGGAUUACACGACAGCAAAAGAGUUCGCAGACUCUCUGGGAAUCCCCUUCUUGGAAACUAGUGCCAAGAAUGCCACCAACGUGGAGCAGGCCUUCAUGACCAUGGCCGCUGAGAUCAAGAAGAGGAUGGGCCCCGGGGCCACGGCCGCAGGAGGGGAGAAGCCCAACGUGAAGCUGACCCCCGGCACCAGCGUCAAGCCCUCGUCAGGAGGAUGCUGCUGAGAGAUGAAACCACUUGCACUCACCCCCCCCCUCCACACAGCCUCCCCAGCCCUCUCACUCUGCUGGCCCGUCAAUCCAGGACUCUGUCCUCCUCUAACUCCACCCGCCACACAACGUAGACAGGGUGGGGGGUGGGGGAUCCUGCGAGAUCAAGAUGAAGUUACCCUCAUUUGUACUGUACAUAGUAUAGCCGCACUACCAAAUAAAGCAUCCUUCUUGUCAUGCUGUCCAGUUUAAUGACGGCUAACUUUACAGAUAGUGCUGUGUGUGUGUGCGCGUGCUUCCUACAGGUAAAAUAAUUUCUUUUUCGGUUGUUUUCUUUUUUCCUUUCAGUAAAUUCUGUUGCAGCUUGUGUGUCAGCAUGUGUCGGUCCCCAUUUGAAGGGUGUUUAUUUUGUUAUCUUCUCACCAACCUUUGCACAGCAGGGUCCCACUGUCUAGCAUCUAAAGUGCAACAGACGUGUGUGUGUGUGUGUGUGUAUGCGUGCGUGCAUCCUUACACGUGUCUUUUAAAAAUAUAUAUAUAUAUAUAUAUUUGUGUGUGUGUGCAUAUAUAUGCACACCGUUUGCCCGUUGUGUAAUGUUCAAUGCGUCAUUGGGCUUGUCUUAACUCUUUAUCUCUGUAUUACAUUUGUGGCUGAAGACAACUAUGUUUGUUGCUCAACAUGUAACACUUUAACUGAAAAAUAAAUAUUGUACUACCAGGCUGUAUGAAAUGGGAGGGUCUGCGAUUCUUGGGUGAGAUUUGUUGAGGGGAAGAAAAAAAACUUUAUUUAUUCUCCAUUCGUUUUUGCGUAUUCUGCCAAGACAUACGGUCUGUUUGAAAAUUGCCGUGUUAUCACCGUUAUCACCGGAGUUGCAUAUAAAAUACAAUGUCCUCUUGUUUUCAUAAUAAAGGCGACUGAAUUCAGUUGGAAAGGAAA
Messenger RNA from Gasterosteus aculeatus aculeatus (three-spined stickleback), 1939 nucleotides. RefSeq names its product ras-related protein ORAB-1. Gene Ontology annotation, molecular function: GTP binding; GTPase activity. The record is from RefSeq and is a predicted model, not a curated record. NCBI's taxonomy places the organism in Eukaryota, Metazoa, Chordata, Actinopteri, Perciformes, Gasterosteidae.